CUAGACGAUGUGCUGUAAAGCAAGAUUGCAAACACGCUGAGGUUUCUGCGGCAAGUAAUUUGUGAAAACUUUUGCUAACACUGACAUUUCCAACACAAUAUUUUAUUCUGGGAUAUCCAUGGAAUACAUUUAACUUAACGUGGGCUACAGUUGAAUUACGGAAUUGAGGUGUGGUUUGGUUUCUUAGCCAAACUCGCAUGAUAUGAAGAAGGAAGCGAUUGACUGGGACCAACUGUGAUCAGCUGGGAGCCAUGUCACACAGUACGUAUGGGAGCAUGUGGGCUGAGGCCCAGGGGGCCCUGCAGGACAUGCUGGAGGAGGAGCUGCCGGAAGUCCCGCCCCGGCCGCAGAAGGACCGGCUGCAGGUGUUCCAGGGCCUGGCCACGUUCUACGUGAAGUACCUGCAGAUCCUGCGCAGCCUGGAGGCCGUGUACGACCAGGUGGUGCAGCCGCAGAAGCGCCGUGUGGUGCGGCAGGUGCUGGACGGCGUGACGGGCCGCCUCCUGGAGCUGAAGAACGAGAUGGUGGAGCUGGAGUUCUCCGAGUUCCACUUCUACGACGACGUCCUGCAGGACCUCAAGCUGACCCCUGGGGACCUGGAGGUCCCCAUUCCACGCUACUUUGUGAGCGAGAAAGUGCGUGUGCUACGGGAACGUGAAAAGUUACUGGCUGAAAUUCUGGCCCGUGGGGAACGCCAAGAGCCAAAGCUGGAAGUGCGAGCGCGCGCCCUGCCCAUAGACGAGGCGGUGCGGCUGGUGCAGGUGUCUGAGCGCGCCCGACAGGGUCGUCUCAGGGCCAGCUUUAUGAAGGAGAUCCGCAGGGAGGAGGAGCGGUACCGGCAGAGCCAGAACGGCAACGGCAGCGCCUUGGACCCGCACGCGGCAGCCACCCUCAUCCAGAAGGUGUGGCUCGGGUACAGUACGAGGAAGAGGAUGAAGAAAGAACGGCUGGAGGAGAUGGUGUUUCUGGGGAUGCUGCCCCCGCCCCAGCAGGGAAAGCAGAGCGCUGGGCAGGCACGCAUGCAGCAGGUGGAGAGCACGCGCAGGCAGCUGCAGGAGAAGCACGAGGCUGACUUCCUGCAGGCGCAGGACCGCAUCAGGGACUCUGUGAGGGAGGUGGACGGGCCCGACAUGCAGCAGACCCUGCAGGGACAGAUACGCCAGUGGUUCAUCGAGUGCCGAGAUGCCACUGGGAAGUUUCCGGACUACCCCAGCGUAGAUGAUGGGGGGUCGCUGGCCAUAUUUGCACAGAAGACACCUGAGCAGGUUGCUGCUGAGCUGGCUGCCAAAGAGGAGGAGAAGGAGAAGAAGAAGAAGAAUAAAGGGAAAAAAGGGAAGUCCGGGAAGGAGGGGAAAGAGAAGAAGAAGAAAGACGGGAAGGGAAAGGGGAAAGGGAAGAAGAGCGAUGCGGAUUCUGAGGAAGAAGAGGGCUGGAAAAUGACCCCCAGCAAUUUCCUGCCAGCGGUGGUGGAGGGGAGCAACACAUACAAAGGAGUGUGGCAGAACCGCGAUGAGAGCCAGAACUUCACACAGACCUUCGAUGCCGAGCUGGUGCGGGAGGAGAAGAGGGUGGAGGUGGAGGAGGAGGUCAGAGUUCAGGUUGAUGAGCUGAUGAGACAGGAACUGAAGAACCUGAAGAUCCUCGUGGACCGAGUGAAAGACAAGAAGAAGAAAGGGAAGAAAGGCAGCAAGAAGAAGAAGAAAGGGAAGGGCUCUAAGAAGAAGAAGAAGAGGGAGAAGGAUCAGACAGCGGACAGGACCAUCGAGUCGCUGUUUGAAGAGCUGGUCGUAGAGGGAUUCCUGAUCAAGCCCAUGAACGUCAAACUGUCUGAAUACGUCGGUGAGUACAGCUACCUGGGCACCACCCUGCGCCAAGCCGACAUCGAGCCCAUGCCCUCCCUCUCCGACGUUCGGCAGCUUAUGGCCCUCUACGGGAUCCUGCCACUGGGGUCCCAGGCGGUCCACGAGAGGGCCCCUCUGGUGAAGACCAUGCUGCUGGCGGGCCCCGCCGGGGUGGGGAAGAAAAUGCUGGUGCACGCGCUCUGCACCGAAACCGGGGCCAACCUCUUCAACCUGUCCCCCGCCAACCUGGCCGGGAAAUACCCCGGCCGCAGCGGCCUGCAGUACAUCCUGCACGUGGUCUUCAAGGUGGCCCGUCUACUGCAGCCCUCGGUCAUCUGGAUUGGUGACGCUGAGAAAACCUUCUACAAGAAAGUCCCCAAACAAGAGAAAGAGAUGGAGCCGAAGCGUCUGAAGAAGGACCUGCCCAAGCUGCUGAAGCUGCUGAAGCCAGAGGACCGCGUGCUCAUCGUGGGGACCACGCGCCGCCCCUUCGACGCCGACCUCAAGCCCUUCUGCAAGGUCUACCGCAAGAUCAUCCUCAUCCCCCGCCCCGACUACUCCACCAGGCUCGCUCUGUGGACCCGCUCGUUGCUGGAGCGCGGAGGCAGGCUGACCCCUGACCUGGACCUCAGCUCCCUGGCCAAAGUGACAGACGGCUACACACAGGGGCGCAUCCUGGCAGCGGUGCAGGCGGUGCUGACCCAGCGCAGGCUGGAGCUGCAGAGCGGCCGGCCCCUGAGGGCCCUGGAGUUCAUCCCCCCCCUGGCCAUACAGGACCCCGUCUACAAGGACGAGGAGGAGAGCCUGAAGACGUGGUACAGCAGGACUCCGCUGGGCAAGAAGAGGGCGCGGGCCGCCAAAGCCAGCGAGGAGGGAGAGGCGGGCAACGCCCCGGUGAAAGGGGGGAAGGGGAAGAAAGUGAUGGAGGGCAAAGGGAAGGCAGUGAAAAAGAAGAAGUGAGGCAUGGGGUCAAAGCGGCCUCUUCACCUGUGGAGUCUCCUCAGACACUCUCCAUGAGCGGACAGUAACACAGUCUCAUGUAGAGGACACUUCUCCAUCAACGGACAGUAACACAGUCUCCUCAGACACUCUCCAUGAAUGGACAGUAACACAGUCUCAUUUAGAGGACACUCUCCAUGAGCGGAUAGUAACACAGUAUCAUUUAGAGGACACUCUCCAUGAAUGGACAGUAACACAGUCUCAUUUAGAGGACACUCCCCAUGAGCGGACAGUAACACAGUCUCAUUUAGAGGACACUCCCCAUGAGCGGAUAGUAACACAGUAUCAUUUAGAGGACACUCUCCAUGAGCAGAUAGUAACACAGUCUCAUUUAGAGGACACUCUCCAUGAGCGGAUAGUAACACAGUAUCAUUUAGAGGACACUCUCCAUGAACCGAUAGUAACACAGUCUCAUUUAGAGGACACUCUCCAUGAGCGGACAGUAACAGUCUCAUUUAGAGGACACUCUCCAUGAGCGGACAGUAACAGUCUCAUUUAGCGGACAACAGCUCUCUCAACUCUCACCUCACGCUAGACCUGGAUAUUACUCCAAAUACACAAACAUUUCAAAUACUGUCUGUGUGUGUGUGCACUCUCAGAAAUAAAGGUAUGAAAAGUGCCUAAAAAGCUGAGGCAGUACCCAACAGGUACAUAAAAUUGUACCUCUAGCUAGCAAUUGUACUAAUUUGUACGUUUUGUUUGGAAAAUGUACACAUUACUGUACUUUUUUUUGAAAUUAGGAAAUUAGUAUUCUCCUCUUUACUUUAUUUCUGAGCUUGUGUGUGUGUGCGUAAUGUAUGUGCGUGUAUGUCUGUGUACACACAUGCAUACACAUUACCCCUUUUGUUUACUGUUUU
Conger conger (European conger) is the source of this 3697-nucleotide messenger RNA. RefSeq names its product IQ motif containing with AAA domain 1 (gene drc11). Gene Ontology annotation, molecular function: ATP hydrolysis activity; ATP binding; protein binding. The transcript is spliced from 20 exons. The record is from RefSeq and is a predicted model, not a curated record. NCBI's taxonomy places the organism in Eukaryota, Metazoa, Chordata, Actinopteri, Anguilliformes, Congridae. The coding region runs from base 252 to 2801 and encodes 849 amino acids.